ACCGGCCGCUCUGGAGCCCCGGCGGACGUUAUAUAACCUGCCCUCCGCGGCACGGAGGCACGUGGCGGACCUUUUCCGCCGUUACCGACGGGCCCCUGGAGCCCGUCUUCCCCUGGUGUGUGCGCCACAUGCUCCUGGCCCAGGCCGGGGGUCGGUCAGGCAAUAAGAUUAAUUGCAUUGAACCAGUUUUCAAAGAAUCUAGAGAAUCAUGUAUAUCUUUAGGACAUCUGGCUUAAUUGUUUUUACUCUCCUAAGACUGUUUGUGGAAGUAUGCGAGACUUAACAGCACAGGUCACUAGUGGUCUUCUGCAAUUUCCAGAAGUGACUAUUCAGGCACUCGGAGAAGACGAAAUAACCUUAGAAUCUGUGCUUCGUGGAAAGUUUGCUGCAGGGAAAAAUGGGCUUGCUUGUUUGGCUUGUGGUCCACAACUCGAGGUAGUAAAUUCUGUAACAGGAGAGCGGUUGUCUGCAUAUAGAUUCAGUGGAGUGAAUGAACAGCCUCCUGUAGUCCUUGCUGUGAAAGAAUUCUCUUGGCAGAAGAGGACUGGUUUGCUAAUUGGAUUGGAAGAAGCUGAAGGGAGUGUUCUCUGUCUUUAUGACCUUGGUAUAUCAAGAGUGGUCAAAGCAGUUGUUCUUCCUGGAAGGGUAACAGCUAUUGAACCUAUAAUUAAUCAUGGAGGAGCCAGUGCAAGCACACAGCAUUUACACCCAAGUCUGCGUUGGCUUUUUGGUGUGGCAGCUGUGGUAACUGAUGUUGGACAGAUCCUUCUUAUUGACCUGUGUUUGGAUGAUUUGUCAUGCAGUCAGAAUGAAGUAGAGGCAUCAGAUCUUGAAGUUAUAACUGGCAUCCCAGCUGAAAUACCACACAUCAGAGAAAAUGUGAUGCGAGAAGGACGCCAUCUGUGUUUCCAAUUAGUAAGCCCAUCAGGAGUAGCUGUUUCAACUCUUAGUUAUAUAAAUAGGACAAACCAGCUUGCUGUAGGUUUUUCUGAUGGCUAUCUAGCACUGUGGAAUAUGAAAAGCAUGAAGAGAGAAUACUUUACACAGUUGGAAGGUGGAAGAGUUCCUAUAUAUGCUGUUACUUUUCAAGAACCUGAGAAUGAUCCUCGUAAUUGCUGUUACUUAUGGGCUGUUCAGUCUACACAAGAUAGUGAAGGGGAUGUUUUGAGUUUGCAUUUACUUCAGCUGGCCUUUGGUGAUAGAAAGUGUUUGGCAUCAGGACAAAUCUUAUAUGAGGGAUUAGAGUACUGUGAAGAAAGAUACACAGUGGAUCUCACAGGUGGCAUGUUUCCUUUAAGGGGACAGACUAGUAAUACCAAACUGUUGGGAUGCCAGAGUAUAGAAAAAUUUCGAUCUCAUGGGGACAGGGAGGAAGGCAUGAAUGAAGCUUUGUCACCUGACACCAGUGUUUCAGUCUUUACCUGGCAGGUGAAUAUAUAUGGACAGGGAAAGCCUUCUCUAUAUUUGGGACUUUUCGACAUAAAUCGUUGGUAUCACGCACAAAUGCCAGACUCAUUAAGAUCAGGAGAAUAUCUACAUAAUUGCCCAUAUUUUGCACUGUGGUCACUGGAUUCUGUUGUAAGUAGGACUUCUCCACAUUACAUCUUGGAUAUAUUAGUCCAUGAGAGAAGUUUAAGUCGAGGAGUACCUCCUUCAUACCCACCUCCUGAGCAGUUUUUUAACCCAAGCACUUACAAUUUUGAUGCCACUUGUUUAUUAAACUCAGGAGUUAUUCAUUUGACUUGUACUGGUUUUCAGAAAGAGACUUUGACUUUUUUAAAGAAAUCAGGACCAGCUCUCAAUGAAGUCAUUCCUGAUGGUUAUAAUCGAUGUCUUGUGGCUGGCCUUCUCUCACCGAGGCUUGUUGAUAUUCAACCUUCCAGCUUAAGUCAGGAAGAACAGUUAGAAGCUAUAUUAUCAGCAGCAAUUCACACAAGUUCCCUGGGACUUUUGACUGGAUGUAUCAAAAGGUGGAUAACAGAAGAGCAACCCAAUUCUGCUGCUAAUUUGCGCUUUGUUCUUGAAUGGACAUGGAAUAAAGUGAUUCUCACAAAAGAGGAAUUUGACAGGCUAUGUGCACCAUUAUUUGAUGGUUCGUGUCGCUUCAUCGAUCCACAAACUAUACAAUCUAUUCAACAGUGCCAUUUACUUCUUAGCAACCUUACUACAGUUUUAGGCUGUUUUGCAACAGAGGCCCAAGAUAUCACUGAGAGAGGUCUUAUGGACUUGCACAAUAAAUAUAUGGUUACCCAGCUCAUCUGUCAGUAUGCACAAGUGGUUCUUUGGUUUUCUCAUUCUGGGCUUUUACCAGAAGGAUUAGAUGAUGCUGUGCAGUUGUCAAGGUUAUGCUACAACUACCCUGUAAUUCAGAACUACUACACAAGUCGUCGACAGAAGUGUGAGCGCUUAGCAAGAGGGAAGUGGAAUCCCGAUUGCUUGAUGAUUGAUGGAAUGGUUUCUCAAUUAGGAGAUCGAAUUGAGAAGUUGUGGAAACGUGAUGAAGGAGGCACAGGAAAAUAUCCUCCUACUAGUUUGCAUGCACUACUUGACAUUUACCUACUGGACAACGUUACUGAAGCAAGCAAACAUUUUGUUACAAUUUAUUUGCUACUUGAUAUUAUGUAUUCCUUUCCAAACAAAACAAAUACUUCAAUUGAAUCAUUUCCAACUGCCUUUGCCGUUUCUUGGGACCAGGUUAAACUUAUUCAAGGGUUUUGGUUGAUAGAUCACAACGACUAUGAGAGUGGUUUGGAUCUUCUGUUUCACCCAGCUACUGCAAAGCCUGUAUCAUGGCAACAUUCAAAAAUUAUUCAAGCCUUCAUGAGUCAGGGUGAACACAGACAAGCCCUCAGAUACAUUCAGACAAUGAAGCCAACGGUGUCCAAAGGUAGUGAUGUUAUCCUUCACCUAACCGUUCUGCUUUUUAAUAGGUGCAUGAUUGAGGCUUGGAGUUUAUUACGACAACAUUCUCACAGGCUGAAUAUAGAAGAGUUACUAAAGCACACAUAUGAAGUCUGUCAGGAAAUGGGCCUGAUGGAGGAUUUACUGAAGCUACCAUUUACAGACACUGAGCAGGAGUGUUUGGUGAGAUUUUUGCAGUCCAGCACCAGUGUUCAGAACCAUGAAUUCCUUUUAGUUCAUCAUUUGCAACGUGCCAAUUAUAUCCCUGCCUUGAAAUUGAACCAAACUCUGAAGAUUAAUCUUAUGAAUGAUCGUGAUCCUCGUUUGCGGGAGAGAUCAGUUGCUCGAAAUUCUAUACUAGACCAAUAUGGGAAAAUUCUUCCAAGAGUCCAGCGAAAAUUAGCCGUUGAAAGAGCAAAGCCUUACCAUUUGUCCACAUCAUCAGUUCUUCGAGAAGUUUCUAGACCCAAACCAUUAUCAGCAGUUCCAAAGAAAACUGUAACAGGGACUGUGUUAACAAGAUCUACUUUCAUCAAUAAUGUGUUGUCUAAAAUUGGAGAGGUUUGGACAAACAGUGAACCUAAAAAUAGCAUCUCCCUCUACAAUAGUCCUAAAAUAGAAGAACCAUCUCCUAUAGUAUAUUCUCUCCCAGAUCCAGAGCUGCCUGAGGCAUUUGUUGGAACACCAAUUUCAAAAGCCUCACAAAAAAUUUCUAGACUACUGGAUUUGGUUGUUCAUCCUGUCUCUCAGCCUUCUCAGUGUUCGGGGUUUAUUCAGCAAAGCCCCCCAAGAUUUCCUUUGUGUCUAGCAUCCAGUUCAUUGCCCGUAAGUUCACAAUUGAAAGGAUCACAUCAGAAUACCUCCAGAGCAUCAGAAUUACAUUUACUUGAGACUCCUCUUGUAGUUAAGAAAGCUAAAACUUUGGCCAUGUCAGUUACUGCCUCUGGAUUUUCCGAGUUCACCCCUCAGUCCAUCCUAAGAACGGGUCUUCGAACAACACCUUUAGCAUCUCCGUCUCUGUCACCUGGUCCAUCUCUUACGCCUCCAUUACGACUUAAAGAAACCAGAAUUUCAUUCAUGGAAGAAGGCAUGACCACAAAAUGGACUGCUGGAGCUGCAGAUGACGGCAAAAGGGCAGUUACAUCUUUUCAUAAAUGUGACGUUCCAGCAGAAACUGAAUGGCUGAAGAGCAAAGAUAAGAGAACAUCUUUUUCCCUGAAUAGCCCAGAGAAGGGUCAUCAGGAAAUUGCUGUGAUGUCAGAGGAUACGCCUUCACAAAAUUUAGAGAAACUGGAUGUGAGUAAAGAAAACAGCAAUACCUCAAGCAGAUCAGACCAGACUACCUUGGAAUAUCAGGAUGCACCAGAAGACUUUGAAGAUAUGUUCAUGACCUCAAAGCCAUCAAGUUCUUCCACUGAACUAAUUGUUAAUUUAUCCGAACAAACCAAGAAGGAUGGUGAUAAAGAUGUGUUUGAGCUGGAGGUAACUCUUCCGGAACUGGAGAAGCAAACAGGCACUUUAGAAGAUGCUGAAACAAAGGAUCUCUUAGUUGCAGAGGAGGCACUUUCAGAAUUGAAUCACUUAAAUCCCAUUCAAGGAGUUGAAGCUUCUCUUUGUGUACCAUCAAUCCAUGAAGGGAAAUUCCUCACCCCGACAUCCACGGUACCAGUUUUUGACAAAGGACUAGUAUCAGUUGAAACCUGCACCUCUGCAGUUAAAGCAGGUAACAAUAAAUCUAUGGCCGAUGUCCUUGAUGAUAGUGGAAGCUCUGGGCUUGUUAUCUCUGAAAGUCCUAUUAUCUCUGAACAUAGGCUUGACCAGGAAAUAACAUUGAAUUUAAAAGAAGAUCACGAAAUAGAAGUUGAUGUACUAAGAGAAAGUGUUGACUUAACUGAAGAAAAACCUCCACUACCUGACAGUUCUCCUGAUUCUCAAGAAAUUCAUGUGGUUGAACGUGAAAAGCUUGAAGUUCAGGAUUCUGGACAAGAGGCUAGGAGUCUUUCAUUUAAUGAGUUGUAUCCCUCAGGAACUCUUAAGCUUCAAUACAAUUUUGAUACCAUUGAGCAACAGUUUUGUGACUUGCCUGAUAAUAAAGACUCUGCUGAGUGUGACAUUGCUGAAGUAGACGGGGAACUAUUUGUAGCUCAGAGCAACUUUACCUUGAUAUUAGAAGGUGAAGAAGGAGAAGUUGAGACUGGGGAUUCUGCAGCAUCUAAUGUAUUAGCUAGAGUGACUAGCAAAGCAGCUGAAGAAAAACGUGUGUACAGUGGGGACAAUGAUAAUCAAGAUGUUGCAAAUUUGUCAGCUAUCAUAAUGAAUGAUCAGGAGUCCCAGAAGAUAGAAGCAUUACCAUAUGUGCCUGAACCAAUUAAAGUUGCUAUUGCAGAAAAUUUAUUGGAUGUAAUUAAAGAUACAAGAAGUAAAGAAAUUACUUCAGAUGCAAUGGAACAGUCCAGUCAUGAAAACAUACCUUUAGUGAGCCAGAAGGUAAUGUGUCCCACCAAGUUAGGCAAAUCUACAUUUAAGACUGUUCAGGAAACCAGCACCAUGACUAUAAACAUUAGCCAGGUUAAUGACAUGAUUUCCUCCAGAACUCGCUUGAGAGGACAGCGUGUCCAGAACCUAAAUGUCAAAUCAGCAGAUGUUGCUACUCCUGAGAUGCUGGGACUUUCAGGUAGGAAGAAAACUAGGAAAACAAAAGAAAUUUCUGAGGCUUCUGAAAGUGCCUGUUCUGAUGUUAAAGGAAUGUCUCAGAACCAGCAAAUACCUCAAAAUUCUGUUACUCCUAGGAGAGGAAGGAGAAGGAAAGAAAUGAGUCAGGACACAUUAGAAAGUAUUAGUUCUGUAGAACAGGAAUUACAGGUUACUUCAGGUAGGAAAUUAAGGUUGAAAUCAUCUAAGCUGUUGGAACCAGCAGUUGAAGAAACUUCUUUUAGAAAAGAAGACAAGACAUUAUCUGUUACAAAAAAGACUCCGAAAAAAAUUAAAAAAUCUGUGAAGAAUCAGGGAAGUUUUGAAACUGUAAAUGAUCUAGAAGUUAGUAAAGCAGCAAGUCCUAGCAGAAGUACCAGAAAAUUGAGAAGUGCUAACUUAGAAGCUUCUGAAGAUACAGAAUAUAAACAAGAUGGGAAGCCUAGCAGGAAAUGUAAUAGAAGGAUUAAAGAGAGAGAAGUUAGUGCAGCACAUGGCAUGGAAGACUCUAAACUUGAUGUAUCCCAGUUGAACCUUCAAACAGAAUCUGGUACACCUGCUACACCAAGGAAGCGUGGUAGGCCAAGAAAAACAAAUCCAACCGAAGAUGUAGGAGGUAGGGCUCGUGAGGAAGAGAGAAGUCCUCAAAAGAGAGGCAUUCCCAGUGUCCAAAGGAGAUCAACAAGAAACACCCCAGCUAAAAAUGAAAGUGCCGAUGUUGGAAAAUUAGCUUUAGAAAAGUCCAUUUUAGUGCCAAAUGAGGAUCUUGCUACAGUGAUGAGUUCUAAGAAAAAACUUAAAAGGACUGAAAAUCAGAGCCAAAAAUUUUCAUUACGCUCAAUUUCAGAAGAAAACAAAGACAAAAAACCGAAUAAUGAAGAAGAAAAAUUGCUUGCCACAGCUGCUUUGACUAAAUCUUCCCGCAGCACAAGGACUCGAUCUAGCAAGGCCAUCUUGUUGCCGGACAUUUCUGAACCAAAAAAUGAGUCUUUAUUUUCUCCUCCUGCGUCAAAGGUUCCAAGGAAAGAGAAAGCAAAAAAAAUGGAUGCUCCUGCACAGCUAAAAGAAUUAGUUUCAGAUUUAUCCUCUCAAUUUGUCUUCUCACCUCCUGCUUUAAGGACCAGGCAGAAAAGCACAUCUAAUGCAUCCAAACUUAUAGAUGAACUGGAAGAUGAUGCUCAAUCAAUAGAAACUGGGGAAAAGCAAAAAGCCAAAAGAAUCAGGACUGCAAAAACAAAACAAGCGAGCAAAAACACUGAAAAAGAAAGUUCUUGGAUACCUCCUCCAGUAGAAAUUAAGUUGAUUUCUCCUUUGGCAAGCCCAGUUGGUGGGGUAAAGAGCAAACCAAGAAAAACUACAGAAGUAACGGGGAAAGCACUUGGGAGGAAUAGAAAGAAACCGUCUUCCUUUCCAAAGCAAGUUUUACGCAGAAAAAUGCUGUAAUUUUUAUUUUCAAAUUUUUAAUGUACACCUGUUUGUAAAGUCAUCAGAAUUGUGUGGGUUAUUAAAAAUCAUCUAAUUUGGAAAAAGUAAUUUAUAUAAAUUAUUGUAAAUUUUUGUAAACAGAAAGUCUUCAGUAAGUAAAUUAACUCCAUAUGGGGUGUGAUUCUUUUAGUCCAGGCAGUUUUUUCUAUUUUAUAGUAAGACUUCAUACAUUUAUAUAAUGUGUAAAUAUGGCUUAUUAUUGGAAUGUUAAAUAAAGUGUAUACUUCACAGUAGUUUGUGUCUGUUAGAUUUUUGUGAGGGGAUUUCUGUUUUAAAAAUGAUUUUAUAUGCCAGUAGGCACUGGUCCCAUUUUCUUUAUCUACAGUUUAAAUGGGGAUGAUGGAACUGUUGAUUUUUUAAGUUGCUAUUUCAUAAUUUAUGCACUUUGCUUCUGUGAUUAAGAUUUCUAAUCAUAAAAUGUAUUAUUUCUUUUGGCUGUUGCUGUGUUGAAAUUGAAUUUUAUAGGCAUGUUAUUUUGCCACUUUUUGUAGUUUAAUUAACAAAUUUUAUGUACUCUACCUCAAAUGAGUAAUUUUCCGGGUAAUGCAUUCAUUAACUACAAUGUUGGCAUUUCUUAUUCAGCUAGCUUAAAGGCUGUUUGUUUUUAAAGUCUCUUAAUUAUUCAGAGACUAACUAUCCAGGUUAGACUGACCGGUUCACUGCUCACUAGCAACUUCAUUAAAGGGAGGAAGUAGGGAAAUUCCAAACAAAUCUGUUUCAUGAUUCCAAACAAAUCUGUUCAUUGUACCAUGUAUGUGCCUAAUAUUGAUAUAAUCUUGCAGUGGAGGAGCUGGCUACUGAAUUACAGAAGUCCCUUUAAUAUUCAGGUUUUUAAACUGACAUUUUCAGAGGACCUCAGGCACAGAUUAUAGAGGAUGGGGAGGGGAAAGAGUGUGAUGAGACUUGGAAAAAGGAAAACAAAAAACUGUUCUCUGCAGUAUGACUGUGCAAUUAAGUGAUGAUGCUUGAUAUGGGCUGUACAAUUCAUCAAUAAGUAAGUGUUGUAAAAUAAUUUAUAACAAGUAAUUGAUAGUGUGUAAUGAAUGGACCAUUAAUAAUUGAUCAUCGGAAACAAACUGCUUUUGUUGGCUAAGCUUUUUAUGUUUUAGUGUGAAGCAUAAACAGUGUGCUUUCUACAUUAUUUUUCUACCAAAUAAUAAUACAAAUAAUGGGAAAAUGAUGAAAAUGCCUAUGCCAAGUAUUGACAGUGUGAAAGUAGCAGUACGAGUGCGGCCUUUUAGUCAGGUUAGUGAUGUUACAUUGCCUUGUUGAAAAUUUAACUAUGAAUUUGAUUUUAUUAAUUUUUUUAAUGAUAGCAAUCAAACUUGUAUUUAAGCUGCUUGUCAUUUAUGGAAUAUUAAACUUAUUUAAAUGAACUUGUUAAAUACGAUCUAAAUAUAACUCAGUGAACAAUUAAUUUCAUCCCUUUGCACAAGUAGCUCAAUAAAAACAUUGACAAGAGAAAUGUACUGUCAAGUUAAUAAUUUUUUAAACCAAUGCAGUUUGGUGAAUAUUGACUUGUAUCUAUUUGCAAAGAAUGUACUUUUCCCCCUUAAUAAUAUUAAAGGAUA
Molecule: messenger RNA, 8648 nt
Organism: Talpa occidentalis (Iberian mole)
Lineage: Eukaryota; Metazoa; Chordata; Mammalia; Eulipotyphla; Talpidae
Gene: AHCTF1
Product: AT-hook containing transcription factor 1
Exons: 37
Coding region: 271-7035 (2254 amino acids)
Source: RefSeq, a predicted model, not a curated record